AUGAAGCUCCAUUCCUCGAUGCAUAUCAAGCGCCGCGGCGGUGGCAAGCGGAAUGCUCGUCAGAAAAAGCCCGGCGGUGAAGAUGGAACUUUAGAUUGUAAGGAAAUCUUGGUUCCCGAAGAGGGUCCGGCGGAUUUUAGACCGGAGAAGAGGUUGAAAGCCGGGGAUUUCAAUGCGGGUUGCGGUUCUUCGUCGUCGCUGGAAGUUUCCGAGAAAUCACGCGAGCUUCCUCGUGAGGUGGAAAAGGGAGAGGGUGAUACGAUCAGGGAGGAGAAGGACUCGGGUGCCGGAGGGUCCCGGCAAGUGACCCGUUUGUGUUUCGGGUCUAUUUCCGUAAUGGGUCGGAGUAGAGUGAUGGAGGAUGCAUUGACGGCUUCGCCCGGAAUUCUCGCCGGCCGGUAUGAAUUCUUUGCGGUGUACGACGGCCACGGCGGAGCCAUGGUGGCGCAUUCGUGCCGGGACCGAUUGCACCACCUGCUCGAGGAGGAGUUAAUGGAAGCGGAGGAGCCCACCACUAGCACCAGCGCCGAUGCCGCCGCGGGAAUCCCCUCCGGCAGCGGCGAAACCGAAAGUAAAAUGAAUAGGAUACAGUAUUGGACGAGCAUCAUGGAAGCAACCUUCUCGAAGAUGGAUGAAGAAGUGCAAGUUCAAGCGAAUGAGGUUGGAAAAGUGGGGGAAAGGGAGGUGGGAUCGACGGCGGUGGUGGCGGUGGUCGGGACGGAGGAGUUGGUGGUGGCGAAUUGUGGGGACUCCAGGGCGGUACUUAGCCGUGGUGGAGUGGCAUUGCCACUAUCCAAUGAUCAUAAGCCUGAUAGACCUGAUGAGAAGGAUAGAGUGGAAGCUGCUGGAGGAAAAAUAAUCGACUGGGAUGGUUGUCGCGUACAAGGAGUUCUUGCUACUUCAAGAUCAAUAGGGGAUCACUAUUUGAAACCAUACGUGAUCUCAAAGCCAGAGGUCACUGUGAACAAAAGGACCGAAGUAGAUGAGUUUCUCAUUGUAGCAACAGAUGGCCUUUGGGAUGUGCUGUCAAAUGAUACCGCCUGCGAAGUGGUAAGACGAUGCUUCAAUGGUCAAAAAUACAGAAAUUUCAUAAGGGAAUCUGAUAUUCCUGCAGAAGCUGCAGCAGUCAUAUUAGCAGAGUUGGCCAUGGCAAAAGGAAGCAGAGACAACAUAAGUGUUAUUGUGGUUGAUCUCAAGGAGGCAGGCAGCAAAAUUUCUGGUUGUUGA
Messenger RNA from Oldenlandia corymbosa var. corymbosa, 1227 nucleotides. The record is from the annotation of a GenBank genome assembly. Lineage: Eukaryota; Viridiplantae; Streptophyta; Magnoliopsida; Gentianales; Rubiaceae.